UGCUCCAUUUAUGCUCCUCAGAAAACGGUCCGGAUGUACCCCUUCCAGAUCCACAGCAUCGCCCUCUCCACCUUCGCCUCGCUCAUCGGCCCCUUUGGAGGAUUCUUCGCAAGUGGAUUUAAACGAGCCUUUAAAAUCAAAGACUUUGCCAAUACCAUUCCUGGCCACGGAGGCAUCAUGGAUCGCUUUGACUGCCAGUAUCUGAUGGCCACCUUUGUCAACGUAUACAUCGCCAGCUUUAUCAGGGGCCCUAACCCGAGUAAACUGAUCCAGCAGUUCCUGACCUUGCGGCCAGAUCAGCAGCUCCACAUCUUCAACACGCUCAAGUCUCACCUGACGGACAAGGGGAUUCUGACAGCUACCGCGGAGGAUGAGUAGGGACCGCCAGGACCGGGAGAGCAGGGGCAGGACUGAGCGAGGGGCAGGGCUCCAAGGCAAGCCCAGAGGCAUGACUCCGACAAUGAAAAGGCUUCGACUCACUGUCUUUGUUUUUUUUUUGUUUUGUUUUGUUUUGUAGAGUGUUUUUUAUUUGUGGUUGUUAAAAAAAAUCUGUAUAUAUGGUCUAUAUGUUUAUAAUUUGUGUUGUGAGUAAGUUACAGCUUUGCAUUGGAAAGAAGUCACAGGGGUAAAGCCAUUUCGGUUUCUAAAAGUAUUUGCCAACCUGGAGGAUAGGAUCGCUCGGCUCAGGAGUGUCUAUGGUGAUCUGAAUCCCCAUCAAUGGAACCGUUCCUGGCUCAGUUAGACAGUAGGCAUCCAUCGUGCCCACCCAUUUCAGGGGCUCUCUCACCUGGGCAGGAUAGGCAGCUUUUACCAGCAGAGCAUUCACCUGGGCUUCCUACAGUCCCUGCCAUGGAGCUCUGAGAGAUUUGCUUUCUGUUGGCCAAAGGAUAAGUAUUCUCGCUCCACCGAACUCCCGCAGAGGGUAAAUUAUGCUCUGCUUUAUGAUAUGAUUUCACUAUAUGCCCUCACCAAUCUUUUUUUCAGAAAGCACGAAAAAUUAUUUAUAGUAGUCUGGAGGAAAACACUGUACCAUUUCAAGCAUAUGCAGUAGAAUGUACCGUCACUGCACCCUUCCCCUGAGUUUUAGCUCAAGUGUCUCUUGGAGGGUGGUCCAGCUACCUGCUUCUUUUCAGGGGCGAUGCCGUUCACGUUUGGGCUGUAGACUUGCUGCUGCUGGUCCUUUCUGGGGGCUUUCCCGUUAGGCAGGGAGCAGAGGGCUUCUUGGUCAUGCAUCCUUCGCCUGAACACCCAUGUAGCUGCUGUGUCAUGUAUAUAUUACUCUUACAGCAAGUGUGUGUGUGUGUGUGUGUGUGUGUGUGUGUGUGUGUGUGUCUGUAUGUUUUCAAAGUCAUUUAUUUCUUACCAUGAUUUCAACUGUAUGGGAAUUUCUUCACUGAAACCACAAAAUUCUGCUUAUGGAAAAUUUAACAUGAUUAGAGGCUUGACCCUUCUGGAUUAAAUGCACACUUUUUUAUACAAUGUGACCAGCUUAAAUGUAGUUUCUGUUUUAUUGGGGGACCUUUCUUUGUUGUUGUUUAUUUAAACUGUGAUUUAUUGUUUUUUUCCUUCCCAAACGUUAGGGGUGGAAUUGUCUUUGGGAGGACAGCUUAGUUCUUUGUCAGGCCAACAAGCAGUGGAGAGGGGAGAGAGAAGUUGGUGCCCAGAGGUGUUCAUUAUUCGUGCCACGGUUGUUUUCCUGGCCAGUGAG
Messenger RNA from Tupaia belangeri chinensis (Chinese tree shrew), 1708 nucleotides. RefSeq names its product phosphatidate cytidylyltransferase 2-like. The transcript has 3 exons. The coding region runs from base 34 to 378 and encodes 114 amino acids. Lineage: Eukaryota; Metazoa; Chordata; Mammalia; Scandentia; Tupaiidae. The record is from RefSeq and is a predicted model, not a curated record. Gene Ontology annotation, molecular function: phosphatidate cytidylyltransferase activity. Gene Ontology annotation, cellular component: endoplasmic reticulum membrane.